Molecule: messenger RNA, 2160 nt
Organism: Terrapene triunguis (Three-toed box turtle)
Lineage: Eukaryota; Metazoa; Chordata; Testudines; Emydidae
Product: kinetochore protein NDC80 homolog
Exons: 14
Coding region: 1-1731 (576 amino acids)
Biological process (GO): attachment of mitotic spindle microtubules to kinetochore
Cellular component (GO): Ndc80 complex
Source: RefSeq, a predicted model, not a curated record
AUGAAACGGAGCUCAUCUUCCAGUGGUAGCAAUGGCCGGGCCUCCCUGCUGCCCAUUAGAGUUCAGGACGCAAGCAGAGCCGGUCUAUAUACACCUCAAACAACAGAACGAUCGAAGCUGAGCAUAUCUAAGUACACUGGUGGCUCUGAAGGAAAAACCAGCUUCUCUGUGAAAAGGACAAGUGGUUCUGGAGCAUCGCGAAAUACUCCAUGGGGCUUUUUUACUGGCACAGAAAAGUUAAAGGAUCCCAGGCCACUUCAUGAUAAGACUUACAUCCAGCAGUGCAUCCGACAGCUCUGCGAGUUUCUUGUGGAGAAUGGCUAUGCCCAGAAUGUGUCUGUGAAAUCUCUCCAAACUCCAACUACUAAGGACUUUUUCAGGAUUUUUGCUUUUAUAUAUGCUUUUUUGUGCCCUUCUUAUGAACUUCCUGAUUCUAAAAUUGAAGAGGAGGUCCCAAAAGUCUUUAAAGAACUUGGAUAUCCCUUCCCAUUGCCCAAAAGCUCCAUGUACACCGUGGGUGUGCCACAUGUCUGGCCUCAGGUUGCCGCUGCACUAGUGUGGUUAAUAGACUGCAUCAAGAUCUACAGUGUCAUGAGAGGGAACUCAGAUGCUCUUGUCGAUGCUCAGUGCUGGUCAGGAGAGGCUGAAGAUGAAAUGGUAGUUAAUAAGCUACUUAUGGAGUACACUGAGAAGUGUUAUGAUCAUUUCAUGAAUGGAGGAGAUGCUUUUGAAGAGAUGGAUGCAGAACUAAAGGCAAAACUAAAUGAAGUGUUUAAAGUAGACCAUUCCAAAGUGAAGACCUUAGAAGCAGAGAACAAAAGGUUGAAUGAAGAGAUUGCAAGUCUAGAGAGAGAGAGGGAAAGUGAGCCGGAUCGUCUAGAAACGCUGAGGAAGCUGAAAGCUUCGCUGCAAGCUGAUGUUGAAAAAUAUCAGGCUUACAUGACUAAUCUGGAAUCUCAUUCAGCUGUCCUGGAUCAGAAACUACGUAGCCUCACUGAGGCGUGUGAGGCAUCAGAAUUGGAAGUUGAAAUGAUGAAGCAGGAAAAUGCCCGGCUGCAGCACACUGUUGAUAAUCAGCUUUACACAGCUGUAGACAUCGAGAGAAUAAACCAUGAGAAAGAUGUGCUUCAGCAAACUAUCAACAAGCUUACCAAGGAGCUAGACACGGAGCGGCAGCAGCUGUGGGCUGAGGAGCUAAAAUAUGCAAGAGGCAAAGAGUCAAUUGAAGCACAGCUGGAUGAUUAUCACAAACUGGCUCGGAAGCUGAAGCUAAUCCCAGCAGGCAUGGAAAAUUCCAGAGGCCACGAUUUUGAGAUUAAGUUUAACCCGGAGGAUGGACCCCAUUCUCUCUCCAAAUACAGAAGGCAGAUCAACGUGGCUGAAGAAGAAGAGGAAAAAAGUGCAGCUGAACUGCAAGCUCUAGAGAUACAUAAAAACCUAAUUGAGGCUGGAGUCAACGAGGGCCUCAAUGAAGCUAUGAAUGAGCUACACGAAAUUCAGAAGAAGCACCAGAUUGCUGUGAGGACAACAAAUGAAGAGAAAAUGCAACUGCUUGAUAAGUUGUACCGUGUCCUGGAGAUGGUGGCUUUUCAUGUGGGGUCUGUAGAGAAAUACCUGGCUGAGCAUAAUGCAAAAGCUGAUACAGUGUUUGAAGAAUUUAUGUCUGAAGACCUCUUGGACAACCUGAAACAAAUCCUAGCUAAAUAUAAAAGUAAAGCUAAUGCUCUAUAACCCUUGCAUGGAGGACUUCACCUAUGCAUUUUUUUUCCCUGUAGCACAAUUGUAAUCUGGGCCAGUCCUGCAUUCCUUCCACUAACUCCCAAGGCAGUCAAUCUAAUGGUAAUUACGUAUGUACAAGGACUACAGGAUCUGGUCCACAAUGUGCUGUUUGAGAGCUGUUACUCCUAAGUAUAUAUUUAUUAAAUUCUUACAAAUGUAAACUGUGUGUGUAUUUAAAAAUAUCAAAGGUAUUUCAUAAAGAUUUUUGAUAGCAGUUGGUGUAGUGUGAUUUUUUUUUUUAAAUAAGAACCUUGGGUUCUGCAGGCAGAUGUAUAUGAAGCUAUAGGAUUUAAGACACACUUUUCAAAAGGGUCCAUUAAUUUUGGAUGCUUGACUUGGCAAGAGCCCAGAGCAUGCAGCACCCAAAACUGAGUGGAUGCU